This is a messenger RNA of Exophiala bonariae, 1170 nucleotides long. RefSeq lists its product as uncharacterized. Bases 1 to 1170 code for a protein of 389 amino acids. The record is from RefSeq and is a predicted model, not a curated record. Lineage: Eukaryota; Fungi; Ascomycota; Eurotiomycetes; Chaetothyriales; Herpotrichiellaceae. The transcript is spliced from 3 exons.
AUGGCUUCAUCCUUCCGAGGGUCUCCGUCGCUAUGUGGUUCAUUGUUCAAUGCAGCAGCACCGCGUUACGUCUGCCGCAGUUGUCGGAAAAGUCUCCUGAUACCUCAAGCGCGACAGAUGCGAGAAGCCUCAACACUGCUGUCGUCGAGUCAGAGAUUUCGAGGCACUCAAAAAACUUCAGAGGCCCAAACACCCCCGCGAGCAUUCUACGCCUCUAAAACCCCCCUUGACUACAUCAGCCCCAAGACUGAGCAACUCAAACAAGCCCAUCUCGAGGAAGAAAAUGGGGAUGAGGGAUGGUUAGAUCUUGAACCCUACCAAGAGGCAACAACCUGGGUAGGCCUAGAAAGUGUUGGUCAGGAGGGCCGAUUCGACCAGCCCCCGCAACCCGAAGAUGAAUUUGAGCCCUUUAUCACACCCUCUUCCACAGAGAAGAUCGACCGUGAUUACUUUUUGGUUUACCUUCACAAUGCAAUUAUGGAUGUUCUGGUAUACAAGACAUUGGGACAGAGCUUGACCGAUUUGUAUACGGAAGGACGCCACCCCCAUGGCAGAAGAGCGGCAACCUCAAUUGGACUUGCAGUUUCCCAGUGCGGCGCAAUUACCGGUCUACAGGGAGAUGUAAACACACUGCAAGCAGCUCUAAGCGACAGCACAAGAAGAGCAAGCAUGUCAGCAGUCGAGAUGGCAGAGCUUCUAUCCACUCUGAAAUUCAAUUUCUCAGAUCCAAUCACAUUCGAGAUACUCAAGUAUUUCUCAUUUAUCUCCGGCCAUCGUGUGCCAGAUCCGGUUCUUAGCAACGUCUGGAACAACGACAAACCACUCUCUGUCUUUAUUGACCUCUUGACCCGACACUACGUGCAGACGAAGCCCAAGACCGUUGUCUCGACCCUGAAAGCGCGACAGGAAAAGGCUCUGCGCAUGGCUGCGGAGCCCAUCGACUCAGUCAGUUUGGACCGUACAACACAAGCAAAGUCGAGAAGGAAACCCCAACCCUUGGGACCCAAUGUCAUGGUGUUGCCCCGACGGGAGACACCCGUAGACAAGGAGAAGGAAGUGGGUCGAUGGAAGCUCAUUGAGAAAGAGUUGAUCGAGAGAGGAUUACCGGUGCUCGGCAAAUAUGCUCAACAGUCUACGGAAGAUGCAUUGUCACCUACGGAGAGGUACUAA